Molecule: messenger RNA, 3773 nt
Organism: Equus quagga
Lineage: Eukaryota; Metazoa; Chordata; Mammalia; Perissodactyla; Equidae
Gene: RANBP3
Product: RAN binding protein 3
Exons: 16
Coding region: 844-2442 (532 amino acids)
Biological process (GO): protein export from nucleus
Cellular component (GO): cytoplasm; nuclear pore
Molecular function (GO): GTPase activator activity
Source: RefSeq, a predicted model, not a curated record
CUGCUGAGGGGAAGCUCUGGGCGGGCAGGCUCCUGGUCCAUCUCCGGGACAGCAGGGCAGUGCGGGCGCCCCCUGAAUUCCCCACUCCCCGGCUUCUCAUCCACUCCACCCCCUGGGCCUUGGAUGUUCCAUGCACCCAGAGCCACCAGGCCCGCGUCGGCCGGGCCUCCCCCGCGGGUCCUUGUCCAGGCUCCCCUCGCUGGCCGCAGGGGCAGUGGCAGAGGGCUGUGGAUUUGGCUGCCCCUGGAUGCGAGGCAAACGCUGUGGCUCAAGAAUGACAGGCCGCAGAGCCCUGGUCGCGUCGGGUGACAGAAUGUCCCAAAGGGUGUCUUCGUUCAGCAGCGGCUCUGUGAGACGACCCUCAGCCUCUCUGCAACCCCGUGAGUCCUUUUCUUGCACGCGCACUCCCUGAGAUCCCGGCGGAAGGUUGGGCUGACCUGACCGGGGAGCUCUCCAAAGGGCGGGAGCCACGUGGGCCGAGCUCCCGGGCCGAGUUCCCAGACCGGCCGCCUGGCCUGCAAAUUUGAAAAAAACCCAAAACCUAAACUAGUCUCCGACAUUUGAAAUUUGGAAGAUGCCACAUAAAGACCUGCCGUCUCUGGGCCGUGUUCCUGCGAGGCCACACUUGGUGGCACUCAACAGCGGCCGCCUCGGAUGCCCUGCAGCCUGCCGCACCCCCAGCGCUCUCCCUCCUUCGGGGGCUCGGCCUGUCCUGAGUGAGUCUCGAAGCCUUCGCAUCGGUGUGUAACACGCACACAGAAAAGUGCAGGUGUCCUGCCGUUAGGCGUCACAAACAGGACACGCCCCUGCGUCCCCCGCCGAGACAGUUUCCUAAGCGAUGCGAUGUUCUUUGAAGUUGCCAGUUUUAUGUUAGAAAAGCCUGCCAUUGCUCCGCCCGUCUUUGUGUUUCAGAAGGAAAAAGGACAAAAGAGGUCAGCUGGCGGCUCCAGCCCCGAAGGUGGAGAAGAUUCUGACCGCGAAGAUGGAAAUUACUGCCCUCCCGUCAAGCGAGAAAGAACGUCCUCAUUAACCCAGUUCCCACCUUCACAGUCAGAGGAGAAGAGCAGUGGGUUCCGGUUGAAGCCGCCAACGCUGAUCCACGGCCAGGCACCCAGUGCAGGUCUGCCGAGCCAGAAGCCCAAGGAGCAGCAGCGCAGCGUGCUUCGCCCGGCGGUAUUACAAGCCCCCCAGCCAAAGGCCCUCUCUCAGACCGUCCCGAGCAGCGGCACCAACGGGGUCAGCAUCCCAGCAGACUGCACAGGGCCCGCGACGUCGACGUCGCCCGACAACCCAGCCCGGAGGAGUCCCUCUGACGAGGCGCGAGCACCUGAGGAGAAAGAGCCCCAGAGAAAUGAGUCUAGCAAUACUUCUGAGGAGGAAAACUGUGAGAAAAAAGAGCAAGUUGCACAGCAAGCGUUCGUGUUCGGGCAGAACCUGAGGGACAGAGUGAAGUUAAUAGAUGAGAGCGCUGAGGCAGCUGACCUGGAGAAUGCCGGGCACCCCAGUUCAGAAACGCCGACCGCCACCAACUAUUUCCUUCAGUAUAUCAGCUCCAGAGCAGACCCCAGUGGGCCAGUGGCGCUCGGCUGCCUCUGUGACCCGCCAGGUUCCGCGGCCGCGGUCACAGCGCCUCUUCUCUGCAGUUUAGAGAACUCGACCAACAGUGCCGACACCGCCAGCAACAAGUUUGUGUUCGGCCAGAACAUGAGCGAGCGCGUGCUGAGCCCGCCCAAGCUAAACGAGCUCGGUUCCGAUGCCAACAGGGAAAAUUCGGCUGCCGAGUCCGGGUCCGAGUCCUCGUCCCAGGAGGCCACCCCUGAGAAAGCUGAUGCCGUUUCAGAGUCCCUGGCCGAGUCGGCGGCCGCCUACACCAAGGCCACGGCGCGCAAGUGUCUGCUGGAGAAGGUGGAGGUCAUCACCGGGGAGGAGGCAGAGAGCAACGUGUUACAGAUCCAGUGCAAGCUGUUUGUCUUUGACAAGACCUCGCAGUCGUGGGUGGAGAGAGGCCGGGGGCUGCUCAGACUCAACGACAUGGCGUCGGCCGACGACGGCACGUUACAGUCCCGACUAGUGAUGCGGACCCAGGGCAGCCUGAGGCUGAUCCUCAACACCAAGCUAUGGGCGCAGAUGCAGAUGGACAAGGCCAGCGAGAAGAGCGUGCGCAUCACCGCCACGGACGCCGAGGACCAGGGCGUGAAGGUCUUCCUGAUCUCGGCCAGCUCCAAGGACACGGGCCAGCUGUACGCAGCCCUGCACCACCGCAUCCUGGCUCUGCGCAGCCGCGUGGAGCAGGAGCAGGAGGCCAAGACGCCUGCCCCGGAGCCCGGGGCGGCGCCAUCCAACGAGGACGACAGUGACGACGACGAUGUCCUGGCUCCGUCAGGAGCCUCCGGAAGCGGCGCUGGUGACGAAGGGGACGGGCAGACGGCCGGGAGCACAUAGCGCCGGGAGCCGGCUGCCCGCGAGCCUGCUGCUUUGUCCGUCUGUCCGCCCGCCCGCCCGCCCUUCCUGCCAGCAGCGUCGAGGCGCGGGGCUCGGGAACCACACUCCCCACGGGGUUGGCCACAGUCCGGAUCCGCACGUCCCGUUCAGAAGCAGACUCGGGAACUGCCUGAAUGUGGUUGGGACACGAGACCUCAUCAUAUUGAUGAGCAAAGCAAAAAGAACAUUUCUUCCCUCCCCUCCUUUGAAUUGAAAUGGCACAUUAAGACUUGUCACGGCUUCUCACUGGGACUGCGACACCUCGUUUCUUCCCCUCCCUCCUGUGUCGCCGGCCUCUCCCCACCGCUGCCGCCCCCAUGGGUCCCCGCCACCUGCCCAGGCCCCGGGGCUGUCCACGCCAGCAUCGACACUGGGCCUGCUGGACGUUCUGCCAGCCGCGCUCUCUCUUCACUUUCCGCGUUCUGAUUUGGGGUUUGUGUCGUAGGUCUCCCCACACCAAGGCUCUCUGUGGUUUCUUAGAUUAUCUAAGAUGCUUCUGUGCGCUGGGCGGCUGCAGCCCUAUCGCGAGCGCAUCUUCGUUCUCCCUGUGGGCCUGGCGUCUGUGCUGGGGCCCCACGGGGGAGCUCGGGUGCUCAGCAGGCCACUCAGGGGGGCCGACGCCACUUGUCCCCCACCCAGGGUUCCUCCAGGCUCAGUCCUGGGGUGUUGAGGGGUUGGGCCCCAGGCCUGGAGAGAGCUGACCUAGGAAAGUGUCCCUGCACCUGGCCCCACCCACCCUCCUGCCUUCCCUGUCACGUGGGUCACCUGCCACCUGGCACCCAGGCGCAAACCUGCUUCCUGCUGUUGGCCAUUCCUUGCCCAGCCCUGGACGUCACUGCCUCCAAGACCAUCGGGGGCAGGGGGCCUCUAAGAGGCAGAGGCAGAGGGGGCCCUCUUGGGGCAUUCCAGGAGGCCGUCCCCCCCGCUCGCAGCACCCACAGGAGGGCGCCCUGCCCACCCAACGUGGAGCACGGCCGGGAGCUGCCCCCUGGGAGACCCGCCAAGAGGGCCCGCCCAGGGAUCCGGAUUUCCAAGGAGAGUGCGGCCCUGCCCCCGGGUGAGGAGAAGGCUGGUCUCGCAGCUGUGCCGCCCACCCCGGGUCGGCCAGUGGGGGAGCCUGGGCCACCGGAAGACGCCAGAGGACCCCCGGCAGAUCCGGUCACACGUCUCUGCUUCAAGCCUUAGCCAGCUAGUGACAAGUAAAACCAGAUAACGCCCAUGUGUUUUGAAACAUUUAUGUAAGAUUGUCAUAUGAAAUGUAUUUGGGAACCACAUUAAAACUUUUAACUAAA